This is a messenger RNA of Leptopilina boulardi, 574 nucleotides long. RefSeq names its product gastrula zinc finger protein XlCGF26.1-like. The record is from RefSeq and is a predicted model, not a curated record. The transcript has 4 exons. The coding region runs from base 85 to 426 and encodes 113 amino acids. Lineage: Eukaryota; Metazoa; Arthropoda; Insecta; Hymenoptera; Figitidae.
GCCAUAUUUGAAAGUGAAAUACCUAAUGAGAGGAUUAUAGUAGCGCAAGCGCAGUGCACCUGACGCUGCAUCUGUCAAGAGGUUAUGUUUACAAAAGUGGUUAUGAAUACUUCAAACGAGUGUGGAAAUGUGACUGUGGAAAAAGCUACAAAUGGAAAGAAUCACUCAGUCUACAUAGAAGAAUGGAAUGUGGAAUUUUACCGAAAUUUCCCUGCAAUUUAUGCGGUAGAAGACCCUAUGAAGAAGCAGUGGGUCUGUUUUCAAUGUGGUAAGAGAUAUUCGUGGCGAGGAUCACUUCAAAAUCAUCGUCGUGUUGAGUGCCAAAAAGAACCAACCUUCACCUGCCCCGUAUGCUUACGAAGAUUUAAACAUAAGCAUAGAUGGCAGUCUCAUGCAAAAUGCAUGCAUAAAUUGGAUUUAAUUUAGACACUUAUGAGGAUUUGGACUUGUAUGCAGUGCGGUAAACAAUAUCAUUGGAAAGACUCACUAAGGAAACAUAUACGAUUGGAAUGUAUGAAAGAACCAUCUUUUUUUUGUCUUCAUUGUGGAAGAAAAUUUAAACAUAAACAUCGAU